AGAGCCGGCAAAUUAUCGAUAGUCGGUUGCCAGCACAAAACGCACAUUAAUUGAAUUCGUUUUAAACAAUAAGGGUUUCAGCAAAAAAAAAGUGGUAAAAUUCCGAAUCAACAGAUAUGGUGAUCGAGAAGGAGCAUCCACUGGACAAUUGCCAGUUGUUUGUUCAGCUGAGGAUGUUAUUUCAGGACAAAAGCGGGCAGAGUGUCAAAUGCCUGAAAAACUUAAUUUACUGGAGCGGAAACGAGGAGCACAUUGCGGAGACUUGCAACUGGGUGAAUGCCUUACUGUUGGAGCACGACCUUGUCAUCCAGAAGCCGCAUGCUAAGCGUCCCGAGGAGCUAGUGACCCUUCCAUCUGUUCCGGAGGCAUUGAACCACCUGCGUGGCUUGCUGGUCUAUCUGAUACUAAAUACGGCCACAGAACAGCAUUCAGAUCAAUCACAGUGGAGCGCCCGGUGCAUCCAUUUGUGCCGUCAACUGCCGGCUAUCCCACAAUUCCUAACUAUAGCGAUUGCCCUAAGAUGCGGGAUGCAACAGCCGCUAGAGGAGUUCCUCGCCUGCGGACCCCGCUGGCUGACCUAUCAGUACUUCGAGUCGCUCAGCGAGACCAUAUCGCACAUUACCAAGGACCGCCUGGAUACUCUGCCUAUGCUGUUUAGUGGUUUAAAGGCAGCCGGACGUUCCAUCGUAUAUCACAAUAUCCCCGAAUCCAACAAGCGGCUAUUACGCUUGAUGGCAAGCAUGCUACAGCGUCAUCUUGUGGACUCCGAGGCUCGCCGUAAGGAACUGCCUGUACCCGCACGCAGAGUUUACCUUGCUCAAGCUAUGCAGCAACUGUUGGAGCUGCUUACGGAGAUUCUCAGCGAUCCCAAUGGCCGCGAAAAGCCCAAGUGCUUUGCCAUCUACAGCCAGAUGAGCGUGGAUAUAAGUGGCAGUUACUCAACUGAUUACAUGUCAGAUCUUCGACUAUUUGCCUUCAUUCUGCUGGAUGCCCUGCAGCGCAUAAUGCAGCUUGUAUCCUUGGACACGUAUAUGCAGUGGCUGGAAUUGCCAUCGGAGCGCGUCCUCUAUAGCUACCAGGAGCUAAUUUGCAGCAAGGCGGCCGAGAUGCUCAAGCUAGUCCAGUCGGAUGAGGAGCUUAGCCAGAAUGCGGUCUGCAAGCAGUUGCAGAACUUUGCAGAGGCAGCGAAAAGCUUUGAACAGCGCCUGGCGGAGUUGACAAUCGGAGACUUGCUGUCUUUUCUCGAUGGUGAUCUUGGUGAAACCACCAAGGAUCAGCGGAUCGCCGGCCUGGCCGAAGUUUUCGGCCGUGUCAUAACCUUCGCCAGUGAUGAGUGCGUGGAGACGAUAGAAAAGCAUUUAGACUUGCUCACCGCCCACCAUGCAGAAUUGCUACUGUCGCAUUUGGGCCAGGUGGUGGACUCCAAACGGGUGGAUAUGGACGAGGGCAUAACCAUUAAAGAAAUAAAGCAGGAGAAAGAGGACGACGACGGCGACGGCGAUCAGUCCAUGUCUAUCAGCGAAGAGGAUGAUGAUGACGAUGGGGAGUAUGCUAGUAUACUGAACAAGAUCCUGCGUCCCCUGUUCCAGAAAUGUAGCACACAGGAAAAGAUUCACUUGCUGGAACUACGCGACCGGCUCGGCGUGACAAACGUUUACAAAUUCGAGACACCUGAUCACCAGGAACGGCGCGUGCGCUUCUUCAAUCGUUUGGAAUUCCACAGGAAUUUUCCACUGGGCGAAUUCCUGAACCUGUGCUAUGAGAAUCCCGCACAGACAUGGCUCGAUCUCGCCCGUUUGGGAAUGACGCACCAGCGCUUUGCUGAGCUUUUCUGGCGAGUGGCCUGCCAUUGCGCCCUCCAUGCUGUCCACCACCUGGCCGGCUGUUCCAAGGAGCUGUUGGUAGACGAACAGCUGCUGCUGAAGCCGAACGCCUUGUCCUUUCUGCUCUCCAUGUACGGCCACCGGCAGAUUCUCAACGGUCUGCGUUCAAAGUCCCGAAAAUAUUGGGUUUGCCUGAGGGCCGGCACCUGUCCCUAUGACAUGGAGCAGCUGAAGGAGGCACAGGGCACCUUCCUAGAGGCUUGUGCCGACGGCUUGGAAAAGUUUAGCGAGCCCUUGAACUAUACCAUCCUGCAGUUCAUCCUGCGACUGCUUCUACAAAUUUCAGUGGCCGAAAAGCAGCUGCAGUUGAACGGCAACUGCCAGUUGGCGGGACUCCAGAAGGAUAAGGCGAAAUCAAAGGACAGUGGUGGUAAGGCACCGGUUGUCCAGGAGGCCAAGCACUAUCUGGACAUGCACGCCUUUCUGCCUGAAUGGCGUCAGGGAAACUGGCCACUAAUUUCCAAGCUGAUGGUCACCAUUGAUGCUUUGAGAUGGGAUCUCAACACAUUCGAGCAGGCUCGAGUGGAUGCUUUGGACAUGGCGGUGAAGUAUUGGAGCCGGAAUUUUCCGCAUCUGCAGAUGCUGGGCGUUGAAUUGCGACAGAAGGUUAUUCGGUUAGCUAGCCAGCUGAAACGGAUCGACUUUUGGGUGGCCAGGCUGGAUGAAGACGACUCCAGUUAUAAGCGGCGUGUCUUUAGUUUGCUGACACAAGCCAGUGGAGCGGAGGCCACCAACCUCUUUGCACAGAGCCUGCAAAAGGGCAUUGUGUUCGCGCUGUUCGACCUUCUAAGCCAUGCGGUUGUGCAGGCCAAGUGCGAGUCUGCCUUGGAAGCCUACAAGUUCCUUUUCCGCCGCUAUAUGGUCGCCUUUCGGAAUCAUUUCCUACACCGCAAACCGCGACCGGUGGGGAGGCGCACCUAUUCUAAGCACUUAAUGGACGUUGUGGCAAGGGCUCCGCUCUCGAUUCGCAACGACAUCAUGGCAGAAGCUCGUCUGGCUUUGUGUCCGCUCCUCCUAACGCUAUAAUCACAUACUCAACCAAAAUCAAAGUGUCGCCACCAGUCUAAUAUUUAGAUAAGUGUGAUGCGACCUUACACCGUAUGAAUACGUUUAUAACUUUCGUUUCCACAAAGAUUGAGUGUACAAUCUAACGAUUUCGAAAAACAGAACACAGUGAUUUAAUUUCAAGUUAUUUCGUAAAUAAUAACCUUAAAAAGAAAUCUAUGAUGAAUUAAGUUAAUUUAUAGUUUUCAAGGCCAUGAAAUCAAUUAUUAAUCAGGGAAAUGUUAAUAAAGUUAAUUUUCAUGACCAAA
Drosophila ficusphila is the source of this 3196-nucleotide messenger RNA. RefSeq lists its product as uncharacterized. The record is from RefSeq and is a predicted model, not a curated record. The transcript is spliced from 3 exons. Lineage: Eukaryota; Metazoa; Arthropoda; Insecta; Diptera; Drosophilidae. The coding region runs from base 117 to 2909 and encodes 930 amino acids.